ACCAGAAAUGCGACGGGACCAGCGUAACUUACGCAACUUACGCGUCCAGAACCCAAGGGACGCCCCGGUUCCGUCAGGAAAAGGCAGAAAACCCCCACCGCACGAGCACCGCCGGCCAGCCUUCGGGCUUCGCUCAGCUGCAGCACUUCUUGAUCUCAUCCAUUCUUCUGUCGACUCUCGUCUCUUCUCCCACCUCGCUUCCGUCUGCCUGCCCACCCUUCCUCGUCUCUGCCUCCGGGCCUCUUCCCGCUUCGUCCCUGGAUUUCUUCCCUCCACUGACUAACCUCCCCAUUGUUGGCGCCCUCCCGAUGCUUGGCUAGCCUGCGACCAAGCCAGACCAGCCCUCCUCCGUCCUCUUCAGCCCUCCCGGUCAUUCCCUAUUAUUUGCGCCUUUAUCCGGUCUGCCCUGGAUUUUUUUUUUUUUUUUUUUUUUUCCCUU
Aspergillus steynii IBT 23096 is the source of this 439-nucleotide messenger RNA. RefSeq lists its product as uncharacterized. NCBI's taxonomy places the organism in Eukaryota, Fungi, Ascomycota, Eurotiomycetes, Eurotiales, Aspergillaceae. The record is from RefSeq and is a predicted model, not a curated record. The transcript has a single exon. The annotation marks the transcript as partial.